UGUUUAAUUGGCUGGUGCUUUGUCAAAUUGAGAGUGGAUUAUGAAAGAAAACACGCGUUUCGAGACCUCAAUCUUUCACCUCCCGCCAAUUUUGUCUUCUGUUGAAACUGGGUUUCUAAUUGCAGAGUGAAUUUUCAUCCAAUGAAGAUUACAUCCGGUGAAUUAAUUUCAUCUGCAGAAGGAGAAAAGAAGAAGGUGAUGAAUUCAGAGCUAUGGCAUGCUUGUGCCGGCCCUUUGGUAUCUUUGCCACCUGUAGCCAGUCUUGUUGUUUAUUUUCCUCAAGGCCACAGUGAACAAGUGGCAGCAUCAAUGCAAAAACAAGCAGAAUGCAUCCCAAGUUAUCCCAACCUCCCUUCCAAAUUGAUCUGCAUGCUCCACAGUGUCACCUUACACGCUGAUGGCGAAACCGACGAGGUCUAUGCUCAAAUGACUCUUCAACCAGUUACCAAAUAUGAUCAGGAGGCGUUACUCGUUUCCGAUAUAGGACUUAAGCACAACAGACAACCUACCGAGUUUUUCUGCAAAACUCUUACAGUUAGCGACACCAGCACUCAUGGCGGCUUCUCUGUUCCUCGUCGAGCAGCUGAGAAAAUAUUUCCACCUCUCGAUUUUUCAAUGCAACCUCCGGCUCAGGAGAUAUCGGCUCGAGACUUGCAUGAUCAAAUCUGGACAUUCAGACAUAUUUAUCGAGGUCAACCGAAGAGAUACCUUCUGACAACGGGUUGGAGUGUAUUCGUGAGCUCUAAAAGACUCGUAGCUGGCGAUACUGUUAUUUUCAUAAGAGACGAAAAGUCGCAGCUUCGGCUAGGUGUAAGACGAGCAAACACACAGCAGCCCGCUCUCUCCUCGUCUGUAAUAUCAAGUGACAGCAUGCAUCUCGGAGUUCUUGCAGCUGCAGCUCAUGCCGCUGCAAAUAGCACCCCAUUUACUAUAUUCUACAAUCCUAGGGCUAGUCCUUCCGAGUUUGUGAUCCCGUUUGCAAAGUACAACAAAUCGAUGUACGCGCAAGUUUCGUCGGGCAUGCGGUUUAGGAUGAUGUUCGAGACGGAGGAGUCCGGUGUGCGCAGGUACAUGGGAACCGUUACUAGCGUCUGCGAUUUGGAUCCCGUUCGAUGGAAAAACUCGCAGUGGCGUAAUCUUCAGGUUGGAUGGGACGAAUCGACAGCUGGCGAUCGUCCGUGCAGAGUCUCGAUUUGGGAAACCGAACCAGUUGUCACUCCAUUUUACAUAUGUCCUCCCCCGUUUUUCAGACCUAAGUUCACUACGGAUGAUGUUUCGGAUAUGGAUAAUAUGUUUGGGCUAAAAGAUGCUUCGAGCUCGAUUUUCCCCGGGCUGAAUUUAGUCCAGUUGAUGAAUAUGCAGCAGAAUCUCGGGGCCCACGAUCACUCGAAACUAUUGGACUUCCAAUCUCCAGGUUUAUUACCACCUAAUCUUCGAAACCAUCAAAAUCAACAAAUCGGUCAAAUUGACCAAGAGUCAACCCGAAACAAUACGCAGCAAACAUCAGCGUACCCUCAGCUUGCAUGCAACGUGCAAAUGCCGCAAAAUGAGCUGUCUUAUAAUAGAAGCGCGUUACCUAUGAAUUCGACAAUUCGGGAAUUGUCUUUCAAGCAAUUCACCGAAUCGCCAUCGCCAUCAGGCAUCUUUCAAAAUAGGUCACAAGGGCAGCAAAUUAUACAAUUCCCUGAACUACAGAGUUUGUCUCAGAGGCCUAUCGUGGGGGGCCCACAGGCAUCACAAUUACACCGUGUUUCGGAGCAGAUGCAACUUCUUCAGAAACUGCACCAGCAACAACUGCCCUCACCAUCGAUCAAUCCAGUGACGGAUUCUCAGUCGAAAAACGAUUUACAGAACCAAACGGGACCUUAUGCAUUGCUGGGUAACGCGUUGAUUCACCCUCUCCCUAACUUGAGUCAUAGUAAGAUAGACGUUCGAAUAAAGCACGAGCUGCCAAAACACAAGAGUGCUGACAUGGAUGCUGCUUCGUCAGCAAACUCGUACCACCAGCAGAAUAGUUUUCCGAUGAACGGAUUUGAUGGAGAUGUUCAGUCACAUGGCAGAAACGGGUUUCCUUUUGGGGCGACAGGUAUUGACGGAUUUGCCCCUGAUGCUCUGUUGUCGAGGGGAGGCUUCGACUCUGCCAAGGAUAAUAAUAUGCAAAAUAUUGAGACAGACUUGUCGUCUGGAAUCAAUUCUCAGUCGUUUGGAGUGCCAAUUAUGUCUUUUAAACCAGGCUGUUCGAACGAUAUUGCUCCCUUAAACGAAACGUGCGUUCAAAAUGGCGGGUUGUGGUCUAAUCAGACUCAACAACGCAUGCGAACGUACACCAAGGUUCAAAAACGAGGAUCGGUGGGAAGAACUAUAGACGUUACUCGAUAUAAAGGAUACGAAGAGCUUAGGCAUGAUCUUGCACGUAUGUUUGGAAUCGAAGGGCUUCUAGAAGAUCCUCAGCGGAACGAGUGGAAGCUGGUGUACAUAGAUCACGAAAACGACAUAUUACUCGUCGGAGACGAUCCAUGGGAGGAAUUUCUGAGCUGUGUUCAGAGCAUAAAAAUAUUAUCGUCUUCCGAGGUAUCGCAGAUGAGCUUGGAUGGAGAUUUAGGACAAAUUCCUGUCCAAACCCAAGCUUGCAGUGGAACACACAGUGGUAAUAAUGCAUGGAAAUCACACUACGACGAUAAUUCUGCCUCGUCAUUCAACCGCUAACGAUAAUUUAAUUUCUCAGCAAUUUCGGGAAUGCAUUACUUGUUGCUCACUAGUUGUAUUCUCAGAUUAUAA
This is a messenger RNA of Erythranthe guttata (spotted monkey flower), 2778 nucleotides long. Its product is annotated as auxin response factor 19. Gene Ontology annotation, cellular component: nucleus. NCBI's taxonomy places the organism in Eukaryota, Viridiplantae, Streptophyta, Magnoliopsida, Lamiales, Phrymaceae. Gene Ontology annotation, molecular function: DNA binding. Gene Ontology annotation, biological process: regulation of DNA-templated transcription; response to hormone. The record is from RefSeq and is a predicted model, not a curated record.